This is a messenger RNA of Aureobasidium subglaciale EXF-2481, 1616 nucleotides long. RefSeq lists its product as uncharacterized. The coding region runs from base 293 to 1435 and encodes 380 amino acids. The record is from RefSeq and is a predicted model, not a curated record. The transcript has 2 exons. NCBI's taxonomy places the organism in Eukaryota, Fungi, Ascomycota, Dothideomycetes, Dothideales, Saccotheciaceae.
UGAUCGUCCUUGGAUUGCAUUGGUCUGGAGAUCUGGAGAAUAUGGUAUCACUCAAAGCUCUGUUUAGAUACUAGGCGCUGUGCAAAGAGUCAGCUACUCCAGUAAAUGGUCUGAUCGCAGGACAGCGUGGCAGGUUCCAGAGUCGAUUCUCUCCAAACUGCUCCUGGCAGGCCAUUGUGUCACUGCUACAUGUCAUGCAGCUAAGCAAACCUGGCAUGUGGACUUGGAAGAGCUUCUUGCUCUGUACUACAAUGCGAGCGAGCUUUUGAGAACAUGGCUCUGUACUUGAGCCAUGUUUAGGAUGCAAGAAGAUGUUGAACAUAGCGAGGCCCUCCAAGAGGUCAAUGGAGAUAUGAGCACAAGUGCAGCGGUGGAUCCCAAGCCACCUCGACAGCCAAAGUUUCCGACGCACAACUCGCCGCGCGUGUGGUUCCUGACCAGCGCAAACUCGCCCAUCGGCAUCUCGUUGGCGCGCCAUCUCCUCGACCAUGGAGACUACAUUGUCGCCGGCGUGCCUCCGCUAGAGUUUGAAAAGAACGGCGAACAGUCGACACACUUCCGCGAGUUCCUGGAAGAGGUCAAAGAGCAGGAGACAUGGUCAGGCCGACUGAGGGUCGUGGGAGUCGACGUGCGCAUCAUGGGCCAGUGCCAGAGCGCCAUCGCAGAGGCCGUACACAGCUUCGGUCGCAUCGACAUAUUGUUCUGCUGCACUUCAGAGACGCUGGUCGGCACCGUCGAGGAACUUUCACAGACAACGCGUACCCACUCCCUCAUAAGAGACCAGUUCGAGACAAACUUCUUCGGCCCCGUCAAUGUCAUCAAGUCCAUCCUGCCCACCUUCCGCACCAAGAGAAAUGGCCAUAUUGUUAUGCUAUCCAAUCUCUCAGGCCACAUGGGUACACCAGGCAUGUCCGUCUAUUGCGCCAGUCAAUGGGCCAUUGAAGGCUAUUGCGACAGCCUGGCCUACGAGGUCGCGCCCUUCAAUAUCAAGAUGACCAUUAUCCAGCCCAACAUGGAAAUUGCUGUUCUGACCAACCGUAUCACUGCUGCUCCUCCCAUGCCUGCCUAUGCCGCAGAUCACAAUCCAGCCCCCCUAUUCCGCGAUAUUCUAGCAGGCAUGCUUGAUCGUCUUGAAGGCUCCGAUGAACCCACAACCGGUGAUCAGCUUCAGUCUGAUACCAUCAACACCAUCUACGCACCCCUGACCAAGGGUAUGAAAGAGACAUUGGUCGCUGAAACGGUACAUGCUGUUGCCGCCAUCGGAGGCCAUGACAACCCACCUGCUCGGCACAUUGUCGGUCUUGAAGGCACUGCGACAGUCAAGGAGAAGCUCAAGACUGUCAGCGAAGAGCUCGAAGAUUUUGUCGCGAGCAGCGCUGCCGUCGAUAUUGUCAAGAACGAAGACCCCAACCUUCAGCAGGCUCACAAUACCUGAGCUUGAAUCUCAGCCGUACCUGCAAACAGUGGUACAUCGAUCGGGACAACAUGAUUAUAUCCGACAUGGAUGAAACUACCCCACGCCCCAUGGGUCUUCUGCCGUAUACAGUCACUUCACCCGACAUUUGUGGCUGCCAUAGAGCGAGACGUUGAGCGCCUACUCCCAUCGCAAGCACAGU